AUGCGUCUCUCCGUCGUCCUUCCUCUGGUCAUCGCCGCUGCGUCCGCGGUGCCCGCGCUUGCACUUCCGGUUGAGGCCCGUGCUGGAGACCUCAUCUCCGAGAACCCGCCUGCGUCUGCGCAUCCCGCUGCUCACCACCACAAGCACCACAAGGGUGGACACGCCGGUGAGGGCAAGCACCACCGCAAGGGGAAGCACUCUGGCAAGGGCAAGCACGCCCAUAAGGGGAAGCACGCUCACGGACACAAGGGCAAGCAACACGGCGCUCACCACGCGGGGGAGCACCACGACGCUACUCACCCUCACGGCGCGCACCACGCAGGGCAACACCACGACGGCACUCACCCUCACGCCGUUCACCACGCGGGGGAGCACCACGACGGCACUCACCCUCACGGUGCUCACGGUGCUCACCACGCAGGGGAACACCACGACGCUACUCACUCUCACAGCGCGCACCACGCAGGGGAGCACCACGCCGGCACUCACCCUCACGGUGCCCACGGCGCUCACCACGCAGGGGAACACCAUGACGGCACCCACCCUCACGCCGCUCACCACGCGGGGGAGCACCACGACGGUACUCACCCUCACAGCGCUCACUCCCUGACCGGGGAGCACCACGACGACACCCACUCUCAUGGCGUGCACUCCCACCUCGCGGCGGCUCCUCCGACUGUCGCCCAUGACAAGCCUGCUGUGUCUGCGAAGGCGAAUCCUCCCGUGUCUGCGAAGGCGAAGCCUCCCGUGUCUCCAAAGGCAAAGCCCCCUGUGUCUCCGAAGGCGAAACCCGCUUCGAAGGCACAACCCGCUGCGAAGGCAAAACCCGCUGUAAAGGCAAACCCCGCUGUAAAGGCUAAGCCCGCUGUGAAGGCCAAGCCCGCUACGAAGGCCAAGGCCGCGCACCACGCUCGCGCGUACGACGACGAAGAGCUCUUUGCGCGCUCGUUCGACGACGAAGACCUCUUUUCUCGCUCGUUCGACAACGGCCAGCUCUAUGACCUGUACGCGCGCGACUUCGAGGGCGCGGAUGUCUUCGCCCGGGCCUUCGAGGACGAGACGCUCUUCGCCCGGGAGUCCGACGACGAGCUCCUUGCCCGCGAUAUUGACGAGGAACUCAUCGCCCGGGAGUUCGACGACGAGCUCUUCGCACGCGACUUCGAGGAGCUCUUCGCUCGCGCCUUCGACGAGGACGAGCUCGUGGCGCGCGAUCCUCCGCCGCAGGGCAGCGGUGCGCUCAACUUCGGCAAGAUCAUCAAGGGCGGCGUCGGCUUGUUUGAGCACCUGUUCCGCCGGGAGGACCAGGAGAUGCUCGCGCGUGAGCUCGCGUAUGAGAUCGUUGCACGCGGGAUGGACAUUGACGAGCUCGAUUGA
Messenger RNA from Rhodofomes roseus, 1374 nucleotides. RefSeq lists its product as uncharacterized. Lineage: Eukaryota; Fungi; Basidiomycota; Agaricomycetes; Polyporales; Fomitopsidaceae. The record is from RefSeq and is a predicted model, not a curated record. The coding region runs from base 1 to 1374 and encodes 457 amino acids. The transcript has 2 exons.